Sphenostylis stenocarpa is the source of this 642-nucleotide messenger RNA. Lineage: Eukaryota; Viridiplantae; Streptophyta; Magnoliopsida; Fabales; Fabaceae. The record is from the annotation of a GenBank genome assembly.
AUGGAGAAAGAAACAGAGAUGAAAGUAUCCAAGUUCAAGAGGAUUUGUGUCUUCUGUGGCAGUAGUCCAGGGAAUAAAACUUCUUACAAGGAUGCUGCUAUUGAGCUUGGAAAGGAAUUGGUGUCAAGAAAUAUUGAUCUUGUAUAUGGAGGGGGCAGCAUUGGUUUGAUGGGGUUGAUUUCUCAGGCUGUCUAUGAGGGUGGUCGCCAUGUAAUUGGAGUUAUUCCAAAGACACUUAUGCCAAGAGAGCUCACUGGAGAAACAGUGGGGGAAGUGAAGGCAGUAACAGACAUGCAUCAAAGAAAAGCAGAGAUGGCUAAACGCUCUGAUGCCUUUAUUGCCUUACCCGGUGGGUAUGGGACACUUGAGGAACUCCUUGAGGUGAUAACAUGGGCUCAACUUGGAAUCCAUGAUAAACCGGUGGGAUUGCUGAAUGUUGAUGGAUACUACAAUACCUUUUUGUCUUUCAUUGACAAAGCAGUGGAAGAAGGCUUCAUCAGUCCCACUGCUCGCCAUAUAAUUGUAUCAGCCCCAACUCCAGAAGAACUUGUCAAAGAAAUGGAGGAAUAUUUUCCACAACAUGAAAGAGUUAUCCCAAAGUUGAGCUGGGAAAGUGAACAACUACAUCAGUGUUCUCAUUAA